Siniperca chuatsi (mandarin fish) is the source of this 3725-nucleotide messenger RNA. RefSeq names its product peroxisomal membrane protein PMP34 (gene slc25a17l). NCBI's taxonomy places the organism in Eukaryota, Metazoa, Chordata, Actinopteri, Centrarchiformes, Sinipercidae. The coding region runs from base 270 to 1217 and encodes 315 amino acids. Gene Ontology annotation, molecular function: ATP transmembrane transporter activity; ADP transmembrane transporter activity; coenzyme A transmembrane transporter activity. The transcript has 9 exons. The record is from RefSeq and is a predicted model, not a curated record. Gene Ontology annotation, cellular component: peroxisomal membrane.
GAAGAAGUAGUCAUCAUCAUCAUCAUCAACAACCCGGCUCAACCAAUGAAUGGGGACUGGGAGGAAACAUUGCUCGACAGUUUGCUACAUUUCUACUUCCUUUGGGCUUAUAAACAUUAUGGCGUCGUAGCGUAGCUGAGAAUAAGUCCCCAAACAUUUCCGCAGCUAGAAAAACCAGACCAACCACUGACUUUAGCCACCUCCUCUCGGGUCGCUCUGUGAGUACUUUCCGGUGUCCUGUGUGGUCUGACCGGGGAGAAGCUGCAGAUAUGUCCGACAACGGUGGCUUGGCUGUCGGCCUUCUGUCUUACGAGACGCUGGUUCACGCUGUGGCAGGUGCAAUGGGGAGUGUGACAGCCAUGACCGUCUUCUUUCCUUUGGACACAGCCAAAAGCAGACUGCAAGUGGAUGAGAAGCGAAAAUCUAACUCUACCCCCAUCAUCCUGGCUGAGAUAGCAAAGGAAGAAGGCCUUCAGUCUCUGUACAGAGGCUGGUUACCAGUCAUCUCCAGCCUCUGCUGCUCCAACUUUGUCUACUUCUACACCUUCAACACGCUGAAGAAGCUGACGGCAUCCGGUCCAGGCAAGUCCAGCCCCAGCAAAGACCUGCUCAUGGGGGUCGUAUCAGGGGUGGUGAAUGUGAUUCUGACCACUCCCAUGUGGGUGGUCAACACUCGACUGAAGCUGCAGGGAGCAAAGUUCAGAAACGAAGACCUCCAGCAGACCCAGUACAGGGGCAUAUUUGAUGCUUUCUCACAGAUCAUAGCCAAUGAGGGUGUAGGAACUCUGUGGAACGGCACUCUGCCCUCUCUCAUCCUCGUCCUCAACCCGGCCGUACAGUUCAUGUUUUAUGAGGCCUUGAAGAGGAAGGCAGGGAGAGGAGGGAAGAAGAUAUCCUCAGCAGAGAUCUUUCUCAUUGGAGCCAUUGCCAAGGCCAUUGCUACCACUGUGACAUAUCCUCUUCAGACAGUUCAGGCCAUCCUGAGGUUCGGCCAGUACAAAGGUGAUGGCAGGGGUGGUGUGAUCGGAAGCCUCUCAAACAUUUUCUCCCUGCUCAUGGACAGAAUCAAGAGGUAUGGUGUUCUUGGUUUGUACAAAGGCCUGGAGGCCAAGCUGCUACAGACAGUGCUGACGGCUGCUCUCAUGUUUGUUGUGUACGAGAAGAUCACUGCUGCGACCUUCAAAGUCAUGGGCCUGAAUAAGAAACUGAAGCAGUGAACACACACCCACUUGAAUACAGUACUGCAUUAGUACACUCGUCAUCAGUAGGUUUUAUCAAUGCCUACCGAUGAUGUGUUAAUGCCAGGAAUUGGUUCAGUUACAUAAAGGUUGUAAUAAGAGGUGGUACUGGUGCCUUUUAAGGCCACAGAUUGCCACACUUGCCCAAAACAUACACCAUAACCAGAGUUUGGUGUAAUACUUGUAAUAUCCUUGCUUUUUAACUGGGUCCAUUUGUGCAGACGGACCUUGAUUUUUCUCCACCAGUGAAGCUGAAUUUUGUUACAUUUUUAUGGUAAAGGGAAGCAAAUUAGUGCCCGACUGUAUUCACAGACUGAAAUGAGUAGCUUGUUGAAUGCAGAGUUGAAGUGGCUCCUGUCUUAAUGAAAUUGACCUUUUUAGAGGUGAAAUUAAUGCACUUACUGAAAAAAGAUCAAAUGUAAUCACUUUUUAAAGACAUUCACCCGCCUACAAUUGAAAUCAUAUCUCACCAUGAAGAGAGAGAAAAAACAUAAGCUAAGAUUUUAAAACUAGUUUGGAAAAACAUGACAUUAUUUUGUACAGGAAAAGUUGGACAAUUGGGGAAAUACGGUUGUUUGCUUUCUUGUCAAGAGUUAUGGUUAGAUGAGAAGAUUGAUACCACUCAUGUCUGUACCGUUAAGCUAAAGGUGAAACUACCACCAGCAGCUGGCUAACUUAGCAUAGCACAAAGACUGGAAACUGGGGGAAACAGCUAGCCUGGCUCUGUCCAAAGUUAACAAAAUCCAACUACCAGCAACUUGUUUGUUUGCUACCUUUUUGACAGAGCCAGGCUAGCUGUUUCCAAUUGUUUCCAGUCUUUGUCCUAAGCUAAGUUAGCCAGCUGUGUUAGCUUCAUAUUUAACUAUAACUGACAUGAGAGUGGUAUUAAUCUUCAGGGGUUUGCUGCAAAUGAUAACCAAUAAGGUACCUACUUAGCUAGGUAUUGCCUUGAUCUAAGCUACUGGACCAUUUUUUACACAUUCUGUCUUAUGUUUUAACUGUGAAUUUAACUGAGUUUGAUAGAAACUUCAUAAAAGUUGUGCUUACUUAAGAUGUUGUUAUUAUUACACACAGGCAUUAGCAGUAAUAACAAUAACGGGUUAAAGGGAGAAAAGUGCAGAGCUCCCAAUCAUAUUUACAGAUUUGUGUGGAAAAGCUGCACCUACUUUUCCAGUUCCAGGUUUUGAUUUUAACAUUUAUAAUAUAUUAAGUAAAAAAGAAUUUAAUAUAAAUGGGAAUGCAUUUAACCCUGCACUGUUUGAGAGUAAAAUUUACAUGUGUACAAAUACUGCAAUAGGUGCUAAGUGCCAUCUAAAAGUAAAUGUCUAAGUAACUUCUAAAUUUGAUGACGAAAGACUGUACUAUGAACUGAUCUAAGUGCUUUAAUGACGUUAAUGAUUUACACAAACCCAUGAUGCACUUAGCUAUCUUCAUGAUUGUAUCGGCCAGUUUGAACAUUUUGUAACGCAGGUGUCUUCCAUUAUUUACCUCAGUGUCCUGUUUUGUGCAGUCAGUGCUUGCAGUAAUUUACAAUAUUUGUUUAUCACAGUACUCUUUUUCUGAUUUGGUGAAUGGAUAUUUCUGCUGCCUUUCAUCUUAAAACCAGUUGAAAGUUGAUGUACUCCUUUUGUUGCUGUUUAACUGGUUGUUUAAUGUGUGAGUUCAUUACAAGAGGUGUUGCUCUCAAUAUUACUUUGUAACAUUUUAGUGGUGUAGCCUCAUUGAAAAUAGUGAGGAUACUGACUCACACACCUGCUGUCCACAGGAACACCAUAUAUGUGCGUAUCAGUGGACUGUGUACUCACUACAAAAUUGUGUACAAAAAUGUUCCUUUUUAAAUUCAUAAUGUCAAAUAAAUGUAUAUUUCAAAUUAGGAGAAUUAAAUGUAGCUUUCACUUCCUUCUGUUUAGUGUUGUAAAAGUUAGAUACUGUCCACAUUUCACAUGUCAAAGGUGCGCUUUAAUAACACUCAAUUAUAAGUCAUUUAGGUGUGGGCAAAGGUGUUUGUGGAAAAAAUAGACUAAAGAGUGAGGUAAUAAAUGUCCAGGAAGGCAGAAAAUUGAGACUGCCCCGGAAAGAAAAUAACAUACUCUGAUGAUAGCAGGUGUGUGAAAAAGAAUUAAGCCUGAACAAAGAAAAUGUCACUAAGUCAGGAGGACCAAAUGAUCUUUAUUUAAUAGUUAAAGAGCCGAAAGCUGGUGAAUGUUGUCACUGUUAGUUAUAAAACAAUGGCAAAGGCAGUGACACAUUUGGACAAGUUACUAGACUACACCUUCCUCACAAUGACAGGACUUGACAUUGCUGAAAUGUUUUUUCUUAACAGUUUACAUGAAAAUAUUUUGUAACUGCUGAUGCAAUACUUGAAGUCAUCUUCAUUUAUUUACAUCACAAUUUUUUUUACAUAUUUUUGUUUCAAUUAAUAUACCACUGUUUUGGGCUUUAAAUUGUUUUAACCAUGGAAUAAUAAAGUUUGAGAAACAAUACUGA